UGCAGCUCUGUUCCGGGUUUGGUGUGAACCGUCUCUCAGCACUGACUCUAUAUUAAAUUAGCUGCACCCUUCAGUGGUGAGGAGGGAAAAAACACCGCGUUUAUUGCCACGGCGUUCAGCUCGUUUCUGUUCUGGUUGUGUGUCGGAUCUCAUGUCACCCCUGAGUGUCGGUUCCGAGUCACAUCGCUGCAUAGAGAGAUGUUUAGUUUGGUUCAUUGAGCUGUGGACAAAACCCUGCUUUCUCUCUGCAGAGAAACCGCACACUUUCACUUAUAGUCUUUAAAGGGUUUUACCGGGUUUAAAGCAGUAAUAAGUGCAAUAUGAAAGGAGAUUGAUGUCCACAGACUUUUUGUGGAUCUCAUAAGGUUUGAUUGGCCGGACAAAGUGACUUGUAGGGUGUUUAUUUUUUUUGUAAACAACUUGUCGGUGUUAUGGUGGACAUGCUAAAGACUCGUCGGUGUUUGUUCUGUGUCCGCACUUUCUUCGGCUUGACGUCCAAAUUAUGGAGUUUAUUCUUGUAUAUCCUCAGGAAACCCUUAAGAACGAUUAUCCAAUAUCAGACAGUGAGAUAUGACACUUUACCUUUGUCACCGUUGUCUAGAACCAGACUUGAUGCAGUAAAGCGGAAGAUUCUGGUUUUAGACCUCGAUGAGACAUUGAUUCACUCUCAUCACGACGGGGUUCUGAGACCAUCAGUAAAGCCUGGGACUCCACCAGACUUUAUACUUAAAGUUGUUAUAGAGAAGCACCCAGUCAGAUUCUUUGUGCAUAAAAGACCCCAUGUGGACUUCUUCUUGGAGGUGGUCAGUCAGUGGUAUGAGCUUGUAGUGUUCACUGCAAGCAUGGAAAUCUAUGGAUCUGCAGUAGCGGAUAAGCUGGACAACAACAAAGGCAUCUUGAAACGCAGAUACUACAGGCAGCAUUGCACGCUGGAUCUGGGUAGUUAUAUAAAAGACCUGUCAAUCAUACAUGGUGAUCUUUCCAGUAUAGCCAUUCUUGACAACUCUCCUGCAGUGUAUCGCAGUCAUCCAGAUAAUGCAAUACCUAUAAAAUCAUGGUUCAGUGAUCCCAGUGAUACAGCACUUCUAAACCUUCUGCCAAUGUUGGAUGCAUUAAGAUUCACAGCUGAUGUUCGGUCUGUUCUUAGCCGAAACCUGCACCAGCAUCAACUCUGGUGAUCGUUCCACCGAGAGACACUGAGUUAUGUUUUUAACUUCUCCUCAUCCGGACUCUGCCUCUCAGUUCCUAUCCCUCUUUCUUACAACAGCAGCAUGAGUGCGUGAUCAGGUGAACUUGCUAAUGAAAACUGCAAACUGAACUUGCUUGAAGGAAGGAAUAUACCUCUGUGUAUUUUCCGUCUCAAUACUGGAGUUUUGAAUUUUUUCUGGAAUGACUGUGCUCAAUCCUGUGAGCUCGGUUACAGAACCCUGAAGAGACAGUUUUAUUCAUACAGUGCCAUGGUUUUAAUACGACAGACUUGAUUAGUCUGCAUUUCUCAGGUUAUUGGAAAUGGACAGUGUUUUCCAUCUUGUGAUUAUGUGCAUGAGAGAAAACUGAGCAGUAAUUUUUUUAGUCCCUGUUUCUACUACUCACGAAAGUGAGUGUAAACAGGUGUUUUUGAUUUUUCUUUUUUUUUCUUUCCCCCCUUUUUUUUGCCUAAUGUCUAAUUUGGACAGAGAAAUAAGUGGAACAUCUAGAUGUCCUUAGUUUCUUGAUCCAUACAAUGUUGUCAUAACACAUUUUGAGGUUAUUGGACUGUUGUUAAUGUGCCAUGUUUAAUGACAGGAGUAUUUAAUGGUUUAUGUUUUUAACGGACAAAUUUUAGUUGGCAAUUUGACUUUUUUUUUUUUUUUUUUUUUUUAAUCCUUCUGAACAGCAUCCGGUACGUUAGUGGGAUGCUUUCAGAGAAGUAAGUCUUCUGUACAAACUUCAGAAUAAAAAAAAAAAUGCAACAUGUUCUUCACACACAUUUAUAAAGAAAUGCAAGGGAUGAAUAUUGUGUUGUAGGUGUCUGUAUAAAUGUACUGAACAGUUGGCUAAGCAACUGCUACUAUUUUGUUUUUAUGUUUACCUGCUCAUUAGUAUGAGAUACUGCUCAGGUCUCAGGGCAGCUUCCUUGGACUCCAGUCCUGAGAUUAAUAAAACACAUGACAUUGUGAA
This is a messenger RNA of Tachysurus vachellii, 2160 nucleotides long. It is a transcript of the gene ctdnep1b, whose product is annotated as CTD nuclear envelope phosphatase 1b. Gene Ontology annotation, molecular function: protein serine/threonine phosphatase activity. NCBI's taxonomy places the organism in Eukaryota, Metazoa, Chordata, Actinopteri, Siluriformes, Bagridae. The transcript has 7 exons. Bases 432 to 1178 code for a protein of 248 amino acids. The record is from RefSeq and is a predicted model, not a curated record.